AUGCCCAAGAAUGCUGGCAUCUGCCGUGCGCUCUUUGCCGCCCUGUCUGACCACUACUUCAUGUGCAACUACUGCAACAAACUACGCCACCAGCUCCCUUCAAGUGGCUACGGCAACCUAAUUGGGCAUUUAAGAGGCAAGCGCCCCAACUACGAAGCUAACUACAUUGCUCACGCCAGCUCCUUGGCCGGCAACCUUCACACGUUUGGCUUCGUGAGCGACAAGGUCGCAAAUAUCUACCACUGGAUGGAGUGGGUGGUCGACCGAAACAUGCCUUUAUCUGAGGUGGACCAUCCAACCACUCACUCUUUGUCCCGUCUCAAGCCCAUCUGCUCGAAAACGCUCACGCGAUACAUGGUAGAAACUACCCGGGAGGUCAAGAAGGAGAUUACUAAAGCAAUCCCACCCAUCUUUGGUGUCAUGACGACAGGUGGACAUGCUUUUCGGAGCACUAUGUAG
This is a messenger RNA of Phytophthora nicotianae INRA-310, 459 nucleotides long. RefSeq lists its product as hypothetical. The record is from RefSeq and is a predicted model, not a curated record. Lineage: Eukaryota; Oomycota; Peronosporomycetes; Peronosporales; Peronosporaceae. The coding region runs from base 1 to 459 and encodes 152 amino acids. The transcript has a single exon.